AUGGAAGAUGACGACAAUAACCUGCAACAAUGCGUGCCGGAUGGCCCGCAGAGUCCUCUAUUGGAACCUGAGCGUUUAGUAUCAGUUGCUCCAGAAGCAGCUAUGAUCCCAAACCUCACGACAGCCUAUCUUAAUAGACUCAGAUCUAUUGAGGCAAGCAUUAGAUCUGCUAUUGCUAGCUGGGAUUCUAGCGCUAUAGGAUCUGUGCUACCCGCUAAGCGUUCAGCAUCUGAGAUCUCGAUUGAUAGUGAAGAUGAAGAUAACGAUAGCAACGAUGAAAAAUAUACAGUAGUACCUCCGCUUGACCUAACUCAACAGCGCCGUCCAAAGCUACCCAUCUACCAUCCAGGAUUUCAAAAGUCAGAACAUGAUGUUCAGAGUAUCUUGCGAGUAUUCAAAGACUUCUUGGGAGAUGCUACGAAUCAGGGUAUUGGUGGCGGAGAGGCUGCUUAUCUUCAUUCACAAGCUGUUAAAAAUUGCAUUAUUUCCUACCAGAAAGAGAUUCGGUUUGCAGUAACGGGAGAUACAGGAUCUGGGAAGUCUGCAACUACGAAUGCUUUGCUGGGUGACGACCUGACGCCAGAAGGUGAUAGUGGCAGUGCCUGCACCAAUGUGGUAACAGAGUUCCGUCAGAAGAAACUCUCCAACAACAUGGGUGCACAAUGGUUUAGUACCCAACAGCGAAUGAUGAGAGAUGAAGAGGACGUCGACGACGAUCGGGCACGCAAAGACGCUGCUCUGGAUUGCUUGAACCAUCUCUUCGCUCACCAUGUCGCACCUGUAUCCCUCGAUGACUUCAUGUCUGCAAGCAAAUCUUCGAAGGACAGUUCAGUACUCUUACAGCUCGUGAAAUGGACCGUUGAAAUACACGAGCAGUUUGUUCGGGAUGGCGAGCUCUUUGUCCUUCUCACGUCCAGCACUCACAGCGACAUGCGCGAACAGCUUCGCCCUUUCCGAAUGAAAGCACCAAACGCGCGUUUCAAUGGGAAACCGCUUUCUUUCAGCCCAUGGCCAUUUGUGGAGAUUAUCAGGUACUAUGUCGACAGCCCCCUGCUACAGGAUGGAAUCUGCUUGGCCGAUGUACCGGGCGCAAAAGACAUCAACGUAUACCGCGUUGCGGCCGCAGAAGAUUAUUUGCAGCAGUGCGAAAAGACGAUUGUAGUUGUCGACAUCAAGCGGGCCACGAGCGACCAAUCUUUUCGACAGCACUAUCUGGAUGCGCACCGUAGGCGACACCAUGGUAGUGUCAUUCUUGUGGCUACAAGAUCUGAUGAAAUGAAUGAUGACGGUGGCAGUACACUGCAACCGGAUGCCAUAGCGGAAGAACAGCUUGCCCCUAUCGAGGAAAAGAUAAGUGAACUCACCGGUAAGGCUCAGAUCAUCGAAAAUGACGUUGAGACCAACAAAAACAACAUCAAGCGCAUCAGAAGUGUCGGCAAUCAAAGCUCUGUCACCGAAGACGAUCGCUCGAAGGAGGUCUUGCGCGCCACCAACAAGGACCUGGUUACACGCAAAAAGGAGUUGAAGACAUGUAUUGUUUCCUUGGAGAAAGAACGUAGAGACAUUCGGAUCGGCUGCCGUAGCAGGUUUGUUGCUACGGGUCUGAACCGGAUGUACAGUCAAAAUACUGGCGACGAUGCGGGUGCUGCAUCUUUUUGUGUUUCUAACCGCAUGUACAUGCGGUACCGCCGAGGAUACAACACCGCGAACCAUGACAAGGUUCCGUCUAUGAAGUUGGAAGAUACGCAAGUCCUGGCGCUUUUUAAUCACAUUGCUGGACAGCCUUCCCAGGGAAAAGUCGCCGUUCUAGAAAACUUCAUUCAGUUCAAAAUCCCCAUGCUGCUAAGUAUCUUCCAGAUGAGCUGUAGCAAGAGCACAGAAGCCCGAGUAGAGCAUAUAACCAAGAUCCUGGACCAAACCAUCAAGGACAAGUUCGAUAGGAAGGCUGAGAGGAUACUCGAAGAGCUUGAAAAGAUGAAUGCUGCUUCGCAUAGAGCCCUAGUCAAAAAGCAAGGGAAAUAUUGUCAGAAGAAGCUGGGCAUCAACUGGGAUUUGAACGCUGCACUACUAUCAUCUGUAGUGUCCGAUAUCGACAGACCCUUUCGGAAAGUAAUUGAAGACGCACCUUCUUCAUUCAAAGCUCAGGCGGCGCAAACCAUCAAGACGAGCUUCCGUGAACUAAACAGGCAAUUGAAAGAUGAUCCACAGGCCCUAGUCGGAGAUGCGUAUAAGAUCUGCUUCGGCAACAAUGUCCUUGAUCAUGAAAAAAGCAUUACACUCAUGGUCGAAGCCGCCACGACGAAGCUUCGCCAAGGUCUCAUCGAAGUAUUCGGCAAAGCCAUCAAGCCUACCGAAAAAGGAUACAUGCAUAGAGAAAUGGAGUCCAUCUAUGUACAGGCCGAGCUGCAAAAACCCGGAAAACGCCAGAAGCUCAAAGAUGUCCGCCAUGCAUAUCUCAAAGAAGAAAUCCUUGGCCUCCAAGGUGUUUUUCCUAACAUUGCCGAACGGACCGAAGCAGACGUCAAGAAAAUCAUCAUUAGUACAUGCACUGAGCUCUGCAAAGAAAUGAUUGGCAUCCUCAAAAUUAUUCGGGAUGCUUUUCAGCAACAGAAGCAUAGUAAAGAGCAUGAUACGCCAGAAGGUCAGCGUUUCCGUAAGGAUCUGCACGAGUUGGUCGCUGAGGCAUCAAGGAUUUUGAAGGGCCCUGUGUGCGAGAGUCUGGAAAGGUGCAAGGAGUACAAAUAAGGCACCAAGUGCAUCUUGGGCUAUGAUAGUUUUGGGAAAUCGAGUGGGUGGCAUGGCGUGGGCGUUUUGGGUCACACGUGGUAUGCUUUUUGGGAGAGCACAACGGCCUUU
Messenger RNA from Bipolaris sorokiniana ND90Pr, 2856 nucleotides. RefSeq lists its product as uncharacterized. The transcript has 9 exons. The record is from RefSeq and is a predicted model, not a curated record. The coding region runs from base 1 to 2745 and encodes 914 amino acids. NCBI's taxonomy places the organism in Eukaryota, Fungi, Ascomycota, Dothideomycetes, Pleosporales, Pleosporaceae.